This is a messenger RNA of Trypanosoma conorhini, 912 nucleotides long. RefSeq names its product putative DNA ligase I. Gene Ontology annotation, biological process: CUT catabolic process; TRAMP-dependent tRNA surveillance pathway; exonucleolytic trimming to generate mature 3'-end of 5.8S rRNA from tricistronic rRNA transcript (SSU-rRNA, 5.8S rRNA, LSU-rRNA). Gene Ontology annotation, cellular component: nuclear exosome (RNase complex); cytoplasmic exosome (RNase complex). The record is from RefSeq and is a predicted model, not a curated record. The transcript has a single exon. Bases 1 to 912 code for a protein of 303 amino acids. NCBI's taxonomy places the organism in Eukaryota, Euglenozoa, Kinetoplastea, Trypanosomatida, Trypanosomatidae. Gene Ontology annotation, molecular function: RNA binding.
AUGCAACAGGCGUCAACGACAGCAGCCGUGGCCGGAGGCGUGCAGGAGCUCGUCCCGCUGCGCUCACACGUUUGUCUGCCGGGCGAUCCUGUGCUGCUGCUGGACCCAACGGCGGUGGUGGCGCUUGGGAACGGCCUCCGUCCCGUCUCGCAGGCCCCGACACACGGCGGCGGCGGCGGCGCCACCACUGCUGCCGCCGGGGAUGGGGGAAACACGGUAGUGGUUGCAGAGCUCUGUGGACCGGUGACGUGCAGCGUGGGGCCGAACAAUGUGCGGCGGUACACGAUCGACGCCUCCGCUGCUCGCCGCUACGUGUACGCUCCGCGGGACCCCGUCGUGGCGGUGGUCCUGAAGAAGACGACGAGCUACUGCUACUGCUACACCGGCGCGGCGAUGCCGGCGGUGCUCGAUGCGCUGAGCUUUGACGGAGCCACCAAGUCGAGUCGGCCGCGGCUGCAGGAAGGCGACGUCGUCUACGCGUUUGUGAAACCGAAGCCGGCCGCCACCGCCGCCGCCGCCGUGGAGGAUGCCUCGGACGAGGUGGAGCUGAGCUGCCUGGCGGGGGACGUGGGCCUCGUCGCGAAGGACUGGACCUCCGCCGAGGCGGUGUUCGGGCCACUUGCGGGCGGCACGGUGGUGCGGGUCCCGAUUCCGUACGCCCGCAGUCUGCUCGCGGACGACGGCGCUGCCGCCCCCCUCCUCUCGCAGCUGGGGGCGCGGGUGCCGUUCGAGGUCUGCGUCGGCGUGAACGGGCUUGUGUGGGUGCGGGGGCAGGCCAGCGACGUGGACGCGGCGGCGGCGGCGCGGCGCACGGUCGCGGUGGCCGCCUGCAUCGUGGAGGCGCAGGACGACGCGACGCCGGAGGAGAUGGAGCGCCGCGUGCGGAGUUAUUUUCCGGGGGAAGUUAACUAA